UCGGUCUAACAUCCCGCGCGCAAGAAUAGUGAGAGAUGUAACCCGGGCGCGAGAUCCAGAGGGGGUUUGCACCUGAGGAGGAGCCAGUAGGCGAACCCCCUUUGCGGCUGUGGCCCCGGCCUGGAUGGAAGCUGGGGAUGGGGUCGUUGCCCAGGAGGGAAGCUCCGAGCGCUUAUCUUCCCCUCCCGUGAAUUAGCACCGCUUGCCGCCGCCCGCCCCCCCCCCCCCGAGGGAAAGGACCGGGCAGGCGGGGGAGGGUGGAAGCAGAAGGCGAAGGAGCCCCAGCCUCCGAGGCGAGACUUCGCUCUUUGAAGUGAGCGCGAAGGGCGCAGAGCAGAAGCGGGGAAAGCGAUGCCGUUGAGGCUGCGCUGGUUUUGGUGGUGGGCGGUGGUGUGGGGGAGCUAUUGCCGCUGCGCCCUGCCUGGGCUGCCUCUCCUGCCCGCCGCGGGGGCGCUUCUCCUGGGCGGCGGCGGCGGCAGCAGCAGCAGGAGCGCCGCGGGCUUCGGCUCCGGGAGUAGUAAGGCUCAGUCCCAGGCGGCCGUCUCCACUUCUUCCUCCCCGGCGGGUUUCCUCUACCGCCGCCUCAAGUCCCACGAGAAGCGGGAGAUGCAGAAGGAAAUCCUUUCCGUGCUGGGCUUGCCUCACCGGCCCCGGCCCUCGCACGGGCUUCAGCUGCAGCAGCCCGGAGGAGAGCCCGAAGUUCCGCUCCCUCAGCAACGCCGGAGGCAGCAGCAGCAGCACCAGCAGUCAGCGCCCCCGCCGGGCAGACUGAACUCUGCGCCCCUCUUCAUGCUGGAUCUCUACAACACGCUGUCCGGCGAGGAGGAGGAGGAGGAAGCGGCGGCGGAGGAAGGAGAGCCCGAGCAUCGCGCCGGCGCCGGCGGCACCCGGCACAUCUCCACCGCGCGACCCCUGCAACGCAAAACUCUCCUGACCCACAACUUGGGCUCCUCCGGCCAUCUUAGCCUGGCGAGCUCGCAGGACAGCGCUUUUCUCAACGAGGCCGACAUGAUCAUGAGCUUCGUCAACCUGGUUGAAUAUGACAAGGAAUUCGUGCCUUAUCAACAUCAUCACAAGGAGUUCAAAUUUAAUUUGUCUCAGAUUCCAGAAGGAGAGGCUGUUACUGCUGCUGAAUUCCGAAUCUACAAGGACUGUGUUUUUGGAGGCUUUAAAAAUCAAACCUUUCUGAUUAGCAUCUAUCAAGUAUUGCAAGAAUAUCAGAACAGAGAUUCAAACUUGUUUAUGCUGGACACCCGAAUAGUAUGGGCCUCAGAAGAAGGAUGGCUGGAAUUUGACAUCACUGCUACUAGCAACAUGUGGGUGAUAAACCCUCAGCAUAAUUUGGGACUCCAGAUGAGCGUGGUGACUAGAGAUGGUCUCAGUAUAAACCCAAGAGAAGCAGGGCUAAUAGGUCGAGAUGGCCCUUAUGAUAAACAGCCUUUCAUGGUGGCUUUUUUUAAACUGAGUGAAGUUCGUGUUCGGACUGUUAGGUCAGCACCCAGUAGACGCAGGGACCAGAGCAGAAACCGCUCCACACAACCACAAGAUGUUUCCAGGACAUCCAGGAUCACAGAUUACAACAGCAGUGACUUAAAAACUGCUUGCAGAAAGCAUGAACUUUAUGUUAGCUUCCAAGACUUGGGAUGGCAGGAUUGGAUAAUUGCACCAAAGGGUUAUGCAGCAAACUACUGUGAUGGAGAAUGCUCUUUCCCUCUCAAUGCUCAUAUGAAUGCCACAAAUCAUGCCAUUGUGCAAACUUUGGUUCACCUAAUGAAUCCAGAGAACGUUCCUAAACCAUGUUGUGCUCCUACAAAGCUUAAUGCAAUUUCAGUUCUUUACUUUGAUGACAAUUCCAAUGUCAUUUUGAAAAAAUACAGGAAUAUGGUGGUAAGAGCUUGUGGCUGUCACUGACAAAGUAUCUUUACAAGACGCAGUAAAAAAGAAAAUCUAAUGCUUCUGGAACAGCGUUUGUGCCUUAAGAAGGAAUAAUGAAAAGCAAAGAAUUCUGCUACUACUUGUUAAGUAUUUGCACACUCAUAGCUUUUUGAUCUUAUAGUUUUAAGUAGGUCAGAACAAAUUAUAAAAUAUGGAUCCUAUGAAUACAAAGAGAGAUGUGAAAAAAGUAACCUGAUGUUUGAACUAUAUUUCAGUCUUACUAAAUGAGCGUCCCUCACAUUUUGGAUAAUAUUUCAAGAAGAAAACAGGAGUCUGUCUAAGGAAUAAAAAGCACAAUUUUAAGUUGAAAUUUCAACCACAUAAAGUUAACAAAACCUUCUUUGCUGACCCUUAAGGCUUAGAAACCAAAUAUGUGAGAUCCUGGAAACUACUGCAAGAAAAUGUCUUCUAUUUUGAUGAACUGUUUCACUUAAAUUGCUUCCUUUAGAAGCUAAAGACAGCUUUUAUACAUUGUCCUUUCAAAUAAAAGAACUGGUCAUAUACCUGUUAAUCAUCAGAUUAGGACAACCUUGGUUGAGCUACCAUUUUGGGAAGAAGGGGGUAUCUUAGAGGCAAAAUUAUGAGAUAGGAAGAUGCCUUUGUGUUAUUUUCAAAGGCAUUUUCUACAGUUACACCCUAUUGCUAAUUCUGCCUUUCUCAGUGUCUUGGCAUCACCAUGAGCAAGUGUGCACAAUAACCCACAGUCUAUUCCUUAGACAAAAACAUGCAACUCCACUGGACAUACGAAGGAAUUGAGGAGUUUCAAACUACGUUUUUUUAAAAAUCUGGUUUUCUGAAAUGGGAAAGAAAAUGAAUCAUUCAAAGUUUACUAAACAAGAGACACUUACCUGAUUGCUCUUCAGAAAAAUGUAAGUUGACAAGGUGGAAAUGAGGCAAAGCUGCAGUCAAAAGUAGAACUGCUUUACAUUUACUGAUAAUAAUGGGGCAUAUUCUUAGUUUAAGAAAAAUACAUUUCAAUGCAAUAUGAACCUUAUUUCUAAUGUCAGAUUACAGAUAAAUGCCCAGGCAACAUUUCAACAAAGUGCACUUCCCUUUGACUACUUUGCAUUUUAAGAAGAUUUUUGUAAAUAACUAAAGGUAUAAUUUAUUUCAGUCAUCAGAUAUAUUAACUUUGAUGUAUUAUUUAGCAAGGCCAUGAUUUUUUUAAAAAAAAUUUAUUCAGAAAUUGUGUAAACAAUUGUACCACUUGAUUUUGUACAAGAAACUCAUGAGAUACAACUUAGCCAGCUCUUAAAAUUGUGCUUCUUUAGGUUUUUAAAAUGAAUAAAGGCUCCCUUUAAGGCAGAAAUAUGUGUUGAUUUCUCUGCCAUAUGUGAUUAGCCCUUUCAGUUAACUUCCAUAAUUCACAAGGAUUUUUUUCCAGCUUUGUUCUGGACAAAUUCU
This is a messenger RNA of Pseudonaja textilis, 3339 nucleotides long. It is a transcript of the gene BMP6, whose product is annotated as bone morphogenetic protein 6. Gene Ontology annotation, molecular function: cytokine activity; growth factor activity. Gene Ontology annotation, cellular component: extracellular region. NCBI's taxonomy places the organism in Eukaryota, Metazoa, Chordata, Lepidosauria, Squamata, Elapidae. The record is from RefSeq and is a predicted model, not a curated record. Gene Ontology annotation, biological process: BMP signaling pathway.